Messenger RNA from Fukomys damarensis (Damara mole-rat), 2012 nucleotides. It is a transcript of the gene Rnf170, whose product is annotated as ring finger protein 170. Lineage: Eukaryota; Metazoa; Chordata; Mammalia; Rodentia; Bathyergidae. The record is from RefSeq and is a predicted model, not a curated record. The transcript has 7 exons. Bases 631 to 1407 code for a protein of 258 amino acids. Gene Ontology annotation, molecular function: ubiquitin protein ligase activity.
AUCCUUGGGCUUAGAGAAACUUCUGGACAGGGCUCCCCAUGGUAAAUGAAGGGUCAGCUGCCUGGAAAUGUCAUUUGUUCCAGCCUUCAUUCACAAAGGGUAACCCAAUAAUUUCCAUUGCCUUAUGGAAGACUCACCCCAAUAAACAAUUGCUAAAUAUUAUGAAAUAUGUUUACAUUUGUCAUCAUCAAAAGGUUAAGUUUUCUGUGGGGAAAAAAAAAUGAGGUGUUGUAUCAAGUACCCUGUUUUUGAGCCCCAAUUUUCUGCCUGGGGGCUAUUACGAAAGGGAGGAGGUAGCUACAGUUUCAUUACAAGGUACUCAGGGUACAAAACUAAAUUAAGGGACAAAGGUUUUUCAUAUAGUUAUGAUACUUGUUAUUACUAAUUUCAUGGUGUACUAAAUGCAUUCAUGCCUCCCAUGUGUACAGGUCUUCUAAGAUGUUAUGGUAAUAACCUGUUUUUGACUCAAGUAUCUGUCUUUCUCUUGCACUCCAGCUACUUAUGAUAAGAUGUCAAGCCAACAUGAGAUCACCAGUCAGAUGAUAGUUUUGAUGUGAUGUGUAUGUUAUAUGUGUCACGUAGGGAUACUCAGACACCAAACAUAUUAAAGGAUAACAAAUUAGACCUGGAAUGGCCAAAUAUCAAGGUGAAGUUCAAAGUUUGAAACUGAAUGCUGAUUCCGUUAUAGAAGGAGUGAGUGACCAAGUUCUGGUGGCAGUUGUGGUCAGUUUCACUUUGAUUGCUUCCCUGGUAUAUGCACUUUUCAGAAGUGUACAUCAGAACAUCCAUCCAGAAAACCAAGAGCUAGUAAGGGUGCUUCGAGAACAACUUCAAACAGAACAGGAUGUACCAGCUGCUGCUCGACAGCAGUACUAUACUGACAUGUACUGUCCAAUCUGCUUACAUCAAGCCUCCUUCCCUGUUGAAACAAACUGUGGACAUCUUUUUUGUGGGACCUGCAUUAUUGCUUACUGGCGAUAUGGUUCAUGGCUUGGCGCAAUCAGUUGUCCAAUCUGUAGACAAACGGUAACUUUACUUCUAACAGUAUUUGGUGACACUGAUCAAUCUCAGGAUAUUGUAAGAUUAUGUCAAGAUGUUAAUGAUUACAACCGAAGAUUCUCAGGGCAGCCCAGAUCUAUUAUGGAAAGAAUCAUGGAUCUACCUACUUUACUGAGACAUGCUUUCAGGGAAAUGUUUUCAGUUGGGGGUCUUUUCUGGAUGUUUCGAAUUAGGAUAAUACUUUGUUUAAUGGGAGCCUUUUUCUACCUUAUAUCACCUCUAGAUUUUGUACCUGAAGCCUUGUUUGGAAUUCUAGGCUUUCUAGAUGAUUUCUUUGUCAUCUUUUUGUUGCUUAUCUACAUUUCUAUUAUGUAUCGAGAAGUGAUAACCCAGAGGCUAACUAGAUGAAUAAAGAAAUUAGUUUAACUAGAAUAUCUGAACUAAAUUACAAUGCCAAACAGAAGGACUCAUAUCAGUAUAAAUUAUCUAAAUAUCUUCUAAGGUUAAAACCAUUAUAUGACAAACAUCUGAUUACCAUUUGACAAUACCUAGCAAUAUAUAACUGGAAUUCUUACAUGUUCUAAUAUUAAGAUCAGAAUUACAAUAACUUGUAGUUGUAUCUUGAUUCUAUGUUGUCUAUAAAGUCUCUGGAAAAAAAUAUGGAAUUACUAAAAAAAAGAGGUAUUUUGGCAUCUUCUUUUCCAUAAAAUUAUUUAGAUUAAUUGGAUAUGUAAUACAGUAUUGUUAAAUGUAGUUUAUCAUCCUUAGUUGCUACCUAUACAGUAAUACGUAACUAUAAAACUCACCUAAAUAUUUUUGUUGCAAUAAAAUACUGGAGAAAAGUUAGUGUUUCUUUUAGUACUAGCUAAGUUUUGUGCAUUUGGGGCAGUUAUGCUUUUCCAUUCAGGUAUAAUUCUUUCUUACCAGCUGAAAAUGAAUGGAGAAACUUGAGCUUUAUAAUUUGACUUCAUAUUCUAGUUUAUGGAACAUUUUUUAAUCAAUAGAAUAAUUAA